Messenger RNA from Drosophila albomicans, 4032 nucleotides. RefSeq names its product zinc finger protein 853-like. Gene Ontology annotation, molecular function: DNA-binding transcription factor activity; RNA polymerase II cis-regulatory region sequence-specific DNA binding. Lineage: Eukaryota; Metazoa; Arthropoda; Insecta; Diptera; Drosophilidae. The coding region runs from base 705 to 3755 and encodes 1016 amino acids. The record is from RefSeq and is a predicted model, not a curated record. The transcript has 2 exons. Gene Ontology annotation, biological process: regulation of transcription by RNA polymerase II.
CAUUUGGGAAGCAGCACAAAAGGCGGCUGUUGUGCAAGAAGAAGCAGAGUGGAGAUCAAAGCGAAUUCGCCAAGCAAACAAAAUGUGUAAAUUUCAAUUGCGGCAACGACAACAACAACAAUGUGGGAACUGUGCGCGCAGACGUAAAGUGAAUACAAUUGUUUAGAUGGGGCGGACAGCGCUCAGCUGUUGUUGUGCACUCACUCACACACACACGCUGCUCAUUUGCGCGUUGUCAUGUUUAUGUUUGUUACGUUUACCUGUUGCCCACUCACACACACACACACACGCACGCAUACAAAAGAGAAAACGUGAAGCAGCAAAAGAGGCAAAAGUCAAAGCGAGACGAACCAAAACAAGAUUGUUGUUGUUGUUACCCAGCAACAAGAAUACCUCACAUGUUGUGUGUGUGUGUGUGUUGAGUGAGCAGGCGUGAGCAUGUGUGUGUUUAAGAGUGCAGGUGUGUGUGUGAGAUGGCCCGCAACGGGUUUGUUGGCCCGCUGCUUGAGCUCUUUGGCAUUUUCACAACGUCAGAAGCCAAGAAGCUGCGCAGUCGCAAUUGUCUCGCAAAGCAAAACAGGCAAACAACAAAACAAAAACACAGAAAAGAAAAAAAAACAGAUCUAAUAACAAGUGCGUCCGAUUUAGAAAAUAAGCCGCUUAAAAAGUGACAGUAAACAAAAUACGAGUCGAGUGCCCGACAGAUGGCGCUGCCCAACAUUGAGGAAGUGCGUCAAAAAUGCGGCACCGUUUACACUUGGAAUUGCGCUGGCGAACUCUAUGGCAUCGAGUGUGAACUAUGCGAGGAGCGUCCCCUCUGCGCCCUCGACGAAUUCGCCGAACAUAUGGAACUCUGGCAUUCCGAUUGGCAGCAAUCGGAAUUGUCAUCCUCAUCCCCAUCCUCAUUAUCAUUAUCAUUGUCCUCGCCUCCCAUUGAGGAUGAACUUAUGCACGAAGUGCUCGCCGAACAGCAACAGUUCAUUUGUCCAGCUGGCGACUGCGAGGUCAACGAACUCAAGCAGCAACUUGUCCAAGAGCUGAAUGCCCUUGACACGCAGCAGCCAGCGACGCUGACGUUGACGUUGACAGCGCAACAGCAACAACAACAACAGCUGCUGCUCGUCGAUACACUUGGACCCGAGGAGCGAACGCAACUUCGCCACGAUGACGCUAGUUUGCCCCCCGCUGUGGAGAACAACAGCCAGAAGCUGUCGUCGGAGCACGUGCAGCAGCUGAUCGAGUUGUAUCGCUCCGAGACACGCCUGUGGAACCAGACACAUCCCGAGUUCCGCAACGUGGAGCUGUGUCGCGACUCCUGGCGUCGCAUCACUUCGGCUUGGAGUGCGCACUGCGGUCGCAGCUUUAGUGUCACCGAGGUGCGAAUCCGCGUCUCGACGUUGUGUCAACGUUACAUCAAGCAACGCGAACGCCUCGAUGCCGAGGGCGAAGGUGGCAACGAUGAACUCGAUGAUGGGUCGAAAUUCGUGCACUACGAUCAACUGAGAUUUCUGGGCGAACAGCAGACGCUGCUGAAGCGUCAGGAGCACGUUGCACGUGAGAAUCGGAAGCUGUUGGAGAUCUACGAACACUAUCCGAUCCUGUGGCACAAUGCGCAUAAGCGAUUGCGUUGCACGGCAACGAUGCGGCAGCGUCAUGAGGCACAUCGUGGCCUCCAGUUGGCGUUGAGUAUGUGUGGCAUCAAGUUGUCCGGAUUGGCGAUGCAACGUCGCCUGCAAUCGUUGCGCAAACGCUAUCGAUUGGAGAAGAUACGCUAUUUGCACAGCGUCGUGGAGGGAAAACAACUGCAAUUUGUGGCACGCUUUGAGCACUAUGCGGAAAUGGAAUUUCUGCACAAACACAUCGAUCCCUAUGUGUGUGCGGUGUGUGGCAAGAUCUUUGAGCAGCUGCCCAGUCAUCAGGCGCACGUGCAAAGCGGCUGCGAGGGGCAACAACAAGUCGAAGAGUUGCAGCAGCAAGUGGAAAAAGCAGCCACAUUGGGUGAACUGAUGACACAGCUGGAACAGCAGCAGCUGAGCGAAACGUUGCCACAAGUCGAAGAGCAAGUGGAGGAGGCGGAUCAGGACCAGGCAAAGGAAAUAAGCUUGCCACAAGUUGAGGAGCUGCCACUGCAGCAACCGCUGCACAAUUUAAGGAAGUUGAAGGAGGAUCAAACGGAGCCCAACAACGACGGCAACACGUAUGCGUUGCGUGUGCGCUUGAGCUUGCCACAAACACACAAACUGAUCGAACUGUAUCAGGCGCAACCACAGCUCUGGGAUCCCAAUCAUCUCGACUAUCAGGCGCGCGUAGAGCGUCGCCAGGGCUGGCAGCAAAUCGCCAACGAGCUGAACGCAUUUGCUGGCACCAGUUACAGUUGGCAAAUGUUGCAUCGCAAGCUCAUCGAUUACAUCAAGUAUUAUCGCCGCGAGAGGCAGCAACGAGAACAGCAACGCAACGAUCAGCGACGUGAUCAGCAAGGCGAACAGCAACGAGAACUGCGAGAGAACGAUCGGCAACACGAUCAGCAAAUCGAUCAGCAAGGCGAUCAGCAACGGGAACAGCAAAGUGAUCAGCAACGCAACGAUCAUCAAAACGAUCAGCAACACGAUCAGCAACGGAACGAUCGGCAACGAGAUCACCAAAGCGAUCAUAAACGCAACGAUCAACAACGCAACGAUCAGAAAAACGAUCGACAACGCAACGAUCGGCCACGCAACUGGAGCUUCUAUCAGGUCUUCAGCUUCCUGGAUGACAUUGUGCCCAUCAGCUGUGAGCUACAGAAGACACUGCAGCAGCGCGAGAGCAAUCUGAAGAUCAUCCAAGUGUAUCGCAGCUACGAGCAGUUGUGGUGCACCCAACAUCCGGAUUACACGAAGCGCAAGCAGCGACAGCGGCAGCUAGAAUCGCUGUGCACCCGGCUGCAGGAGGAAUGCAAUUUGCAGAUCAGUUUGGAGCGUUUGCGGAAUCGUUUGAUCGAGUUUCGGUGUCAGUAUCGUCAGUGCAAACAGGCGCGACUCGAGGCUGUGCAACACGGUGUGGCAUGGCAGGCCAGCUACGAGUAUUACGAGCCGUUGCAAUUCCUCGAGCAACAUGUGGCACCCUUUGGCUGCGGUUAUUGUGCAGAUAGCUUUAAGCGACGCUCGGACUUUGUGCGCCAUCAACGUCAGGUGCAUGGACAGCAACAACGUGGAAGGAAUUCUUCACCGAAUUCACCGUCUUCGCUCGAGCACAUUUGCCACAUCUGUGGCAUGAAGUUCUCGCUUCGCACCAGUUUGCUGGCGCAUUUGCGUCGCCAUCUCGGCCAGCGGACGCAUGCGUGCAACGAGUGUCCCAAGAAGUUCUUCAACUCGACCGCGUUGCGUGUGCAUCAACGCAGUCACACCAAGGAGCUGCCUUAUGUAUGCGAGCAUUGUGCUCGGGGCUUUGUGAAUGCCAGCAAGCUAAAUCAGCAUCUGAAGCGUCAUGCCGAGCAGCGGGAUUAUCCCUGCUCCCGCUGCGAUAAGGCUUUCUAUACGGCCCACGAGCGGGAUCGACAUACGCGUGCGCAUCUCAAUAUCAGGGACAAAGUGUGUCCGUAUUGCAAUCGCGCUUUUGUCGUGGGCAGCGCUUACUAUGCCCAUCUCAAUCUGCAUCGCGGCGAGAAGCGGUACAGCUGCUCGAAUUGCGGACAGCGGUUCGCUCAGUAUGCCGGACUCUAUAAGCAUCGCAAGCGAUGCACGGCCAAUGCGAAUGGUGAUACGGGCAACGAGAAGUAGACACCGAGAGAGAUAUAGAAAAGGUCACUCUUCAUUCAUUGAUAGAGUUCAGCUAAAUCAGCUUUUAUUUUUUAAAUGAAUACUGUUUACCAACUUGUAAACAGUAUUUCUUUUUUAUUUGUUGUUCUUCUUUCAUGUUGUUUUCGUAAACGUUUUACUGCCUAGAAAACUACGUUAUUUUUUAAAUUUAUUUUUCUGGCUUUUAAUAUCACAUUUUUAACUUCCAAUAUUAACAGAUAUUUCAUGGUUAAUGUCACAUUCGUAAACGUUUAACUGG